UGAUAAAAUAGAAUUUGCCAAUGAAACAUUUUUACCUGUAGAUACUCGAUUUUAUGCAUUUUCAUUAUUACAGGAACAAAACAAAACAUUUACUUCACUUAGAUUAUUGGAUUUUGUUGCGCAAUUUAAAUUAGUUUCAUUUACACCAAAAACUGAUAUACAAAUAAAUAUUCCUGGAACUGAAACUCCAUUAUCACCAUUAUUUUCACCUUUUAAGAUUAAUCUUUAUUUAGUACAAAUUUGUGAAGAACAGUUGGCAAAGAAAAAAGAUCUUACAAUUGAAGAUGUAUUGGUUGAUCCUUCAGAUUUAAUAUAUCAUAAAUUUAAAGAUACAGUUAUACCUAUAGUAGAUUAUAGUGUUGUAAUACCAUGCGAUAAUGGAUGUACUUUUAAUAAUCAUGUAAUAACUAUGUGUCGAAGAUUUGCUAAAGAUGAGGAAAAAGUUUGUAUCCUUUCAAAAGGUACAAAUGAAAAUAUAAUUUACAACACUGCAAAUCUUCGUUUAAUAAUGAUUAUAGAUUAUAUGGAUCAUUUAUAUCAAUUAAAUGUAAGAAAUAAAGAUAUGCUAUAUAAUGAUAAACUUAAAUUAGGUGUAAAUCCUGGAGAUGGAGAAACUGGAUAUCCAGUAUUUUUUACUAAUGGAUUUAUCGAAAUAGCAUAUACUUUAGAUUAUCAAAAUUAUUCAUCGAUGCAAAUGAUGACACAACAUCUUAAAACUGAACUUACUGAUGCA
Molecule: messenger RNA, 733 nt
Organism: Cetraspora pellucida
Lineage: Eukaryota; Fungi; Glomeromycota; Glomeromycetes; Diversisporales; Gigasporaceae
Source: the annotation of a GenBank genome assembly